Molecule: messenger RNA, 1617 nt
Organism: Truncatella angustata
Lineage: Eukaryota; Fungi; Ascomycota; Sordariomycetes; Amphisphaeriales; Sporocadaceae
Exons: 1
Coding region: 497-1324 (275 amino acids)
Molecular function (GO): RNA-DNA hybrid ribonuclease activity; nucleic acid binding
Source: RefSeq, a predicted model, not a curated record
GGGCAUGGAUAACUUGGAGAGAAGGAUAUCAAAUCUGUUCAUUGCCCAUAUCGUAAAAACGGAAAGACUCAUUUGGCGCCUUAUUUAAGAACUUUGACUUGGCUUUUUCAAAUAACCAGUGUCGGAUUGUUUUGCUGUUAUUGCAGUAUUGCUGUGGGAAUUGCAUCGUUAUGUUGACCGGUUCACUUGCGUAAAUUCGUACCUGAAGCCAAUUGGAUAGUUUUGGCUCAACACUAACUCCACCAUUAAGCAUAAGACGUUCUAAUGCAACCUUGAAGUCCUGGAGCUUCAUGAGGUCGAUGCAUCUUGCGGCGCCGAACUAUUCUGGAGCUCAAGUAGCGAGGGACGUGGGGGGGAAGGGGGGGCCGCUGGUUGUUGUGUUUCAUGGCUUGAGGCCACGACUCUCGUUAGCUCCCCUGGGGCAACCGACAUCACAUUCUUAUGCACUCUACUACCCUAUGCUGUCUGUCAAGGGGCCUUUUAUGAUAAACUCACAAUGCCGCAGUCAAUGAGACCAAAGGUCACCCUAGUGGCGGAAUCCGCAGGGAAUGGAUUCACCAGGCCCUUUCGUAGGCGCCUCAACCGCCGUGCUGUGGUCAGCGUGGCAAGCCAAUUCACGCCUCAUACCGGCGAGACCCCGGAAACCCACUUCCCACUACAGACCGUCAACCGCCUAAGCCAGCCUCGGUUCAUCAAUCGGUACGAUAGUAAGGAGAUAUUGGUAGUCGUCGAUGGGAGCUGUCUCAACAACGGUAACACGAGCUACUCAGAUGUGCCCUCGUCCGGUGGGUGUAGCUUUAUCUACAAGGGAGGGGGCACACGGGGUCCGGCAACCUCGUACCCCUUUCUGCAGGACGGCACCGAGGUCGGCGGCACGAUCGGGUUCCCGCUGGAGCACUGCGGCCCGGGCGGCGAGCUGCACGACCCGACGAGCAACCGGGCCAAGCUGCGCGCCGUCAUAGCCGCGCUCGAGUUCCGGCCGUGGCAUGUGGAGGGCUGGCAUCGGAUCGUGAUCGCAACAAACCUCAAAUACGUCGUCGACGGCGCCGUGUCCUUCAUGCCGCUCUGGGUUCGGCGCCGCUGGCGUUCGGCCCGGGGAGGGAGGCGCAUGGUUGCGAACCGGGAUCUCUGGGAGGAGCUCCACGGCGCUAUAGAAAACCUGCGGAAGCAUGGGACGGAAGUGUCGUUCUGGCUCAUCACGAGGAAGGACCCGGCUAAGAAUUCCGAAGUCGUCCAAGAUGCGAGGAAUGCGGCGCAGGAAGCUGCCUGGCAGUACGACGAAGCUGCGAUAGAGUUUACGAGAUUAUGUGGCAUUCAUCUCUGAUUUGGGACCUGUGCCUGAAAGACCCUUCAUUCCAACCAAAAAUGUAUUAUAAGAUAGGCUCUCGUCCUGAAGGGUAGCAGCAUGUACAAGCGUACGCGCACCGACGGCUGAUGGCCGACCAACGACGCGUACAAAUAAUGGCAGUGGGUGAACCCAGGUCACGGACGAGCAUCGAGCCGCAGAAAAGACCCUGUUUGGCGCCGUUGACAACAACGGGUGCUGGCUGACAUUAUUUUUGGCUUCGUCGCAAACAGCAAGAAUAAUUUUCUAAAGCCGAGGUCACGAAGUUAUCG